AGCUAAAGUCUGUAUAAACGGAAAACACUUUCUGAUCUCCUUUUAUUGUUAUUCCUCUUCUUAUUUCUUCCUUAAUCUGUAGUCCACAUAUUCUGUUUAUAAGAUCUGCUUUCUCCAUAUAUAAAUAUUAGCUCUGAGAACUUCUUUACUUUUCACUUACCCUAAAAACCCAUUUAUUCCCUUUUCACCAAUCUUCUAUAAACGAUCUUCUCAACAAUCCAAUAUUCUUCUUGUGCAUCUUCUCCUUCGUUGCUUUGAUCUUUUGUUUUUGGACAGUUUUUAUAGCCUUACUUCACAAAUAAAGAAAGGAGUUGAGGGUUAGUUUAACUUUAGGUUUCUAUAGCUAGGAACUUUGUUUUAUUAUGUCGGAUAUUAUUGUUUGAUAAUUCAUAAAGAAAGAAGCAGAUGUGCAGCAGGGGCCAUUGGAGGCCUCACGAAGACCAGAAGCUUCGGGAGUUAGUGGAAAAAUAUGGACCUCAUAAUUGGAAUGCUAUAGCAGAAAAGCUUCAAGGAAGAUCUGGGAAGAGUUGUAGGCUGAGAUGGUUCAAUCAAUUGGAUCCAAGAAUCAAUAGAAACCCUUUCACAGAGGAGGAAGAAGAAAGGCUUCUUUCUGCUCAUCGGAUUCAUGGCAAUCGAUGGGCAAUAAUAGCGCGUCUUUUCCCUGGUCGGACUGAUAACGCUGUCAAAAACCAUUGGCACGUUAUUAUGGCACGAAAAUGCAGAGAACGGUCCAAGAUUUAUGCAAGGAGAGCUAUCGCUGCUGCUACUACUGCUGCUCAUAAAAAAUCAACGAGCAAUGAGCAAGAAUCGUCGUCGUCAAGGCAGCAAGAUAAUUAUAUGCAAAUGAGUAAUGAGAUAAUGAUAACACGGUGCUUCAACUCUUUGACGUACAAUUAUUCCUUUUACCCGAAGCUGCUUCACAAUGACUAUCUUUUUCAUCAUGCAAAGAUGGAUCAAGUUUUAUGUACAGAUGAAAACCAACCAACGGAGUUCUAUGACUUUCUACAAGUGAAUACCGAAUCUAACAAGAGUGAAGUGAUAGACCAUGCGUCUAGAAUAAGAGAUGAUGAGGAAGUUGAACAGGAAGCUGUUGAUCUUCAUCAGAACGCACAGUUCAUAGAUUUCUUAUCAGUUGGAGACUCAGCAUAAACUCGUAUAUAUCAAGAAAAAUCCUAUCAAUUCAAUCUAUCUAUAGUUUAGAAUAUGUGUAUAACGCCCUUUACUGUGAAAUCCAAGAGAUUUCUGCAUGGAUGAAGUUCCAGAAUAUUCCAAUAUAAUUGUAUUAGAAAAACAAAAGAUUAACUUUUAGAUCUAUAAUAAUGAUCUUGUUCAUGUAAUUCAAACAAUUGAGACGCUACCAGGUUAGUUGAA
Molecule: messenger RNA, 1371 nt
Organism: Nicotiana attenuata
Lineage: Eukaryota; Viridiplantae; Streptophyta; Magnoliopsida; Solanales; Solanaceae
Product: transcriptional activator Myb-like
Exons: 3
Coding region: 406-1149 (247 amino acids)
Biological process (GO): regulation of DNA-templated transcription
Cellular component (GO): nucleus
Molecular function (GO): RNA polymerase II cis-regulatory region sequence-specific DNA binding; DNA-binding transcription factor activity, RNA polymerase II-specific
Source: RefSeq, a predicted model, not a curated record